Molecule: messenger RNA, 1449 nt
Organism: Vitis riparia (riverbank grape)
Lineage: Eukaryota; Viridiplantae; Streptophyta; Magnoliopsida; Vitales; Vitaceae
Product: amino acid permease 6-like
Exons: 7
Coding region: 1-1449 (482 amino acids)
Cellular component (GO): plasma membrane
Source: RefSeq, a predicted model, not a curated record
AUGGUGAACAGGGUGGUUGGUGAUGAAGAUAUCAUUCAAAAUAGCGAAUGUGAUUCUGGUUUGGAUCCUCAGAAAGUUGCGGAUGGAGAUUUUGAUGAAGAUGGCAGAUCCAAAAGAACUGGGACUGUGUGGACGGUAACCGCACACAUAGUGACAGUGGUGGUAGGCUUCGGGGUGCUGUCGCUGCCCUGGGGUGUGGCUCAGCUUGGAUGGCUUGCUGGUGUUGCAACUCUACUUGUAUUUGGCAUCAUCACAUUCUACACUUCCAGUCUAUUGGCAGAAUGUUACAAGUCUCCUGUUACUGGCAAAAGAAACUACACUUACAUGCAGGCUGUCCAAACCACCUUGGGUGGAAAGAUGUACAUGGUUUGUGGAUUGGUUCAAUACGCCAUCGUGACUGGGUCGAUUAUCGGCUUUACACUCACGGCAUCAAUAAGCAUGGAAGCCAUACUUAAAUCAGAUUGCUACCACAAAAGAGGUCAUGAUGCCUCGUGCCAGUUCUCUCAUAGACCAUACAUGAUAGGUAUGGGAAUCUUCGAAAUCUUUCUGUCUCAGGUACCCAACAUUGACCAUGUAUGGUGGCUCUCCAUCAUGGCAACACUCACUUCUUUGGGGUAUUCCUUCAUCGGAGUUGGACUUGCCUUGGCUACAAUCAUCUCGGGGCAUGGAAAGAGGACUUCUGUUACUGGAAUUGAAAUAGGGCCGGGUAUAACUCCAGCUCAGAAAAUCUGGAGGAUGUUCAGAGCUCUCGGAAACAUUGCAUUAGCUUACUCAUAUUCUCUCGUUUUGAUUGAAGUCCAGGACACAAUCAAAUCUUCCAAGUCCGAAAUUAAAGUGAUGAAGAAAGCCAACAUGGCAGGGGUGUUGAUAACAACAACGCUGUACUUGUCAUGUGCAUGCUUUGGCUACGCUGCAUUCGGGAACUAUGCGCAUGGCAACAUGCUCACCGGCUUUGGAUUCUACGAGCCCUUCUGGCUCAUCGACUUGGCCAACAUCUUCAUUGUGGUGCAUCUAGUGGGUGCAUAUCAGGUACUUGCACAACCCGUAUUUAGUGCGGUUGAAUCACAAGCCAGGCGGAGGUGGCCUAUGUCCAAGUUUGUAACGGCGGAAUACCCAGUUGGAAUUGGCAACAAAACCUUGAAUUUCAGCAUCAACUUCUUAAGACUAACUUGGAGAACCGUCUUUGUGGGGCUUGUAACUUCGGUUGCUAUGGCAUUCCCCUUCUUCAACGAGGUACUUGCACUCCUUGGAGCCAUUAGCUAUUGGCCGCUAACAGUCUAUUUCCCAGUGAAUAUGUACAUCGCCCAAAAGAAAAUUAGUCCAAGAACGAUUAGGUGGUUUGGGCUCCAAUUACUGAACUUUGUUUGUCUUCUUGUGGCCUUGGCUUCAGCAUGUGGCUCAGUUGAAGGGUUUGGUGAGGCUCUCCGUAUCUUCAAGUCCCCCAAUUGA